AGGACAGGAAGAAGAAACAUGAGCUCUAUAAAACUGUGGUUUGUCAUAAUUCUUCUGCCAGUAAUCACAAACAUUAGUACUGCUCAACCAUCUCCUUGUCUCAGUUAUAAAAACAGAUCUGAAUCAUGGCGAAAUGUUGGCUUUUGUGAAUACACUCAGAAUAAGAAUGACCUUGAAAUGGAGAAUGGAUGGUAUCGCUUCAUUGGUGCAGGUGGAGACCAAGUUGUCUCUUCUUGUGCACGUACUAACACCAGUGGAAUCGUCACCAUUUACAAUUUAUUCAUGUGUAAUUCAAACAUCAACUACACGGAGUAUACACCCUGCAGUGGAGGAUUCACAGUCUACUACCUCCGGCCCACCAGUAGAACUUACGCUACACGUCAUUCAAACUGCAGCAAUUCUUCUUCCUGUGGAGAUAAUGCUCAGUGUGGUAUUGUUUACGGCAGCUGUGUGUGCAAACCUGGCUUGAAAUUUAAUAUAUCAAGCAAUGGCAUAUACGAAUGCACAGAUUCUACUAACAACAGCGAACUAAUCACAUAUGGAAAUACUUUACUGGCUGUCACUGAAAAACUGCUGGCUGCAGUAGUGACAAAAACUGAAAGCCAGAGCAUAUCAAAAAUUUUACUUGAAAAAAUGGAGGCUGAAAUACUUGCAGUUGGGAGUAUGACUUCCCUGAAUAAUACCCCCCUGCUCAACACAAGCAACUCUUUCCUGAAUAUUGAUCUCAUUGGGAUGUCCAGGAAUAACAAUGGAUCUGCUUCUGUGGUGUUUGUGAGCUAUAAUGACAUGCACAAAAUCCUAAAACCUAGCUUAUUCAAGACAACCAUCAAUGCAACCAAAACCAUGAUGUCCAAGGUGGUGUCAGUGACACUUCCUAAAGUCAACAACACAUUCCUCACCAAACCUGUCAACCUUACCUUCAAUUAUACCAAUGCAUUAAACCCUGAGGGAAAUCUCUCCUGUGUGUACUGGAACGAAUCUGAAUGGGUUGAAUAUGGCUGUAGCAUCAGUGAGAAAAACAGCACGUACACUGUGUGCUCCUGUACUCACCUGUCUACCUUCGCUCUCAUUAUGUCGACCAACUCAGACAAUUUGCAGGAUAAGACUGAGGAUGAUGCCACAGAUCUCUUUAACACAGUGGCGGUCUCUGUGGGGUUAGUGUUCCUCACCUUGACUGUACUGACUCUUGCUGUUUGCCAGCGAGGACCAAAAAUCACCAAUGCAGCUUUGCUCAAUCUGUGUAUCAGCUUGUUUUUUGCUCAUCUGACAUUCCUGCUUACACAGAAGUUAUUGCAGAGCAUAAAAGAGCAUACUCAGAUUUGUUUAAUGCUGGCUGGAGUCAUACAUUUCCUCUUUCUUUCUGCGUUUGUGUGGAUGUUCAUUGAAGCAGUGUUGCUCUACAUAUUUGUCAAGAACUUGUCGAGGAUCAGCUCAAGGGAGAGUCAGAUGCUUAGCUGGAAGUGUAUGAUCGUGAUUGGAUACAUCAUCCCCCUGGCAAUGGUGGGCGUGACAUCUGGACUGUAUCCUGAUUGCUACAAUCGGGAAAUGUGCUGGCUUGAGACAAGUUAUGUCUGGAGCUUCCUGGGUCCUGUGGCGUGCAUUAUCGGUAUCAACUUGCUUCUCUCUUGUGUGAUCUUCAUGAAUCUAAAAUGGGCUUUGGCAAGACUGGAUAAAACCGUUUCACAACUAAAACAAACCCAGACCCUUGUGUUUAAAACCCUGCUCCAGUUCAUUAUUCUUGGUUGCCCCUGGGCCCUGGGUUUUUUUGUUGGGAACAACUCCAUGAUAAAGAUUGUGUUCCUUUUCUUAAAUUCGCAGCAGGGAACCUUCAUCUUCAUCGUUCAUUGUGUCCUCAACCAAGAGGUCAGGCGGCAGUACAAGCAGUGGUGGUUUGCCUUUCGCCACAACUCCAAGUAUAAGUCCAUGGAAGACGACCAGACAAAAACCUCACAUUCACAUUCAAACUAAUACCAAACAAUGUUAAUGCCUUGUUGAAAGUGGUGUCAGUGUGUCACAUGACCAAAGAACAUUUCAGGGGACAGACACAGUACCUGUAAGACCUGUCAGAGUGUCACGUGCUAGAGUUUAAUUUGCAUUAUAUUUGUUAACACAACAUUUCUCUACACAACAUGUAAUUACACAAAAAUUCAACUCAGCUAUUAUUUUAAUUUUUCUUAGUAGUAGU
Molecule: messenger RNA, 2185 nt
Organism: Clarias gariepinus (North African catfish)
Lineage: Eukaryota; Metazoa; Chordata; Actinopteri; Siluriformes; Clariidae
Product: adhesion G protein-coupled receptor E3-like
Exons: 14
Coding region: 19-1968 (649 amino acids)
Biological process (GO): adenylate cyclase-activating G protein-coupled receptor signaling pathway; cell surface receptor signaling pathway
Cellular component (GO): membrane
Molecular function (GO): G protein-coupled receptor activity
Source: RefSeq, a predicted model, not a curated record